AUGUCUUCUACUCGAGCUGCCAGAUCUUCGAGGAGUGCGAGCCGCUCCUCUACUAGUCGCAGUCGUCAGCGUUCGGCUUCCAUCCAUACAUCGUGGGGGCCGUUGCUAAACGGUAAUAUUAUGCCAUGGCGAGAAGAGGAUAGGAUCAAUGGAAAGACAUUGGGAUUAUUCUUCGGACGUGAUAAUGCAAUCCCUGAACAGAAACGUUUUGAUUCCAUUAAUUCUCGCGAAGAUAACAACCGUUUCAUUGAAGUGCAACGAGCCUUCAAGUUCGAUUAUUAUGCCGACUUCUACCAGACGAAGGUGAUUGUCGGAAGUCGCAAAUAUUAUGUCGCAGGAACCUUCAAUCGAGAAUCAGGGGAAGUGAAUACGUCUCUGGAGUCUUAUGGCUACGACAAAGAUUUCGCAGGGGACGUUGCUAUCUUCUUUCAUUCGAAGUACGAUCCGGAGAGGUUCCUCGACUAUCUUCCGCGGUACACCGAUGCGAAUGAAAGAGAGAUCGCGAUUCGUCGUGUGAUCACUGCCUUCUGCAAGAACGUCAAAGAUCAUGUCGAGAAGGGUAAAGCCCUCAGACGUGUGGUCAGAGGGUAG
Lentinula edodes (shiitake mushroom) is the source of this 591-nucleotide messenger RNA. RefSeq lists its product as uncharacterized. The transcript is spliced from 3 exons. The record is from RefSeq and is a predicted model, not a curated record. NCBI's taxonomy places the organism in Eukaryota, Fungi, Basidiomycota, Agaricomycetes, Agaricales, Omphalotaceae. The coding region runs from base 1 to 591 and encodes 196 amino acids.